Molecule: messenger RNA, 4174 nt
Organism: Panicum virgatum (switchgrass)
Lineage: Eukaryota; Viridiplantae; Streptophyta; Magnoliopsida; Poales; Poaceae
Exons: 27
Coding region: 124-3741 (1205 amino acids)
Biological process (GO): ribosomal large subunit export from nucleus; protein export from nucleus; ribosomal small subunit export from nucleus
Cellular component (GO): cytoplasm; nucleus
Molecular function (GO): nuclear export signal receptor activity
Source: RefSeq, a predicted model, not a curated record
ACAAAGCCACACUUUCCCUCAGUCUAAGCUUCUCCACGAAGCCGGGACGAAACCCUAGCUUCCGCCCCUGAAAACCCCAAUUCCAGAGCCAUCCAGAGGUAUCCUUGGAGAGCGGGGCCUCUGAUGGACGGCGCCGCCUCCCCGCAGGCUUCGGCGGAGGCCGGCGGCGCCGCGGAUCUGGAUCCCCGCCGCCCCGCGGCCGCCGCGGUGGUGGAGGAGGGGCAAGGAUAUGUGGACUCGUUACUCAGGGUGUCGCUUCAACUGCUCCGGAAGGGUCUGCCCUACGAAAUCCGGCGCCAAGGCCUGAAGCUGAUGCUGCACCUGUUGAGAUAUAGGUGGGAUGAGCUUCACAUAUCUCGAGCUGUUGAUGGAACUUCUCUUCCAGCAGAUAUGAAGGAUUUGUUUUCUCUUCCACACAUCACCGAGGAAGAUGUGCUUGCCUUUGUUGGAAGUAACAUAACUGCUUAUUCUGUGGAACAGAAGCAUGCAAGGGAAGAAGGAAAUCAGGAUGGAGGAGCUACACAGCCUUCCUCUGGCUCUUAUAUAAUGCCAUCUACUCCAAGUACUUACAUGACAUCAGGACUGCAUCCUUGGGCUCAAAAAAAUGUUGAAAGUUUGGGUUUAUCUGUUGCUCUUUCCUAUUUCCAUGAUCUGCCCACAAGACAGCCUUCUUUCAGUUCCUGUUCUGCUCCUUCAUUUGCCAGAUCUAAUGAUAUUUCUUGUACCACGAACCACAAGAAAUUAGAUGACAAUCUCAUCCUUUGUCCCCGACUCUAUUGCACCUCUUUUCCACUUCACGGUUCAGUUCCUAUCUCUUGGUUGCGGUUGGGUACAAAAUUCCCGAAUGGCAAUGCAGCCAAGAGUUUAAACCUUAAUCCAGAACAUGAAAUCAAUACUGGUGUUACUGAAGGAGCCACCGAGUUUGUUGAUGACAGAAAUCCGGGCAUUGAGGGAACCAUGUCAGGCUAUCAAGAAAAGGGCCAGCUACUUCUUGUGGAGCAUAAUAUCCUAUCUGAAGCAUUUGUCAAUGUGACAUCCUUUCCUUGGGUUCAAGACAUGGAGUAUUUGCUUACAAAUAUUUUGUGCACUUUAAACGAAAUUUGGAACCAGUCAGACUGGGAAGACAAAUAUAUGCAUUCUAUAUAUUGUUUAUCUGGUCUUCUUGACAACUACCAAUUUAGGAGGACUGUUUGCUCAUUGGUAAAAUCAUUUGAGAAGCUGCUUGGUAACAGAAUUUUGGAGUCUGCAGGAUUUCGGGAAGAACCUUCAGUGUCCGCUGACUAUGUGUACUCAUCUACCCUUCCAAAGUUGAUGCUUCCCCUAAUCUUACGGAUUCUUAAUUGUAUACAAAUGCUUUGGAGCGAACCAAUUAGUUAUGAUCUGUCAAGGUUAACAGCCAAGAAAAUUAAGUUUCUAUUAGAGAAUGGUAAACUGCCUGACAGUGAUGAAGCUGAUAUGCUGCAGAAUUCAGAAACUUGGUCACAGAAAAUUCGUGAAUCUGGGUACAAUGUCAUUCGUUUGUGUGCUUCUGUUAAGGGAGCAUUCUAUGGAUUAUUAGACAGGCCAUCAAUCAUCAAUGUUCUCGCUGAAAAUGUGAGCUCAAUGGAAUUUAAUCAUUUGGGAAAGCUCAUAGAACUUGUAUUCAUUCCAUUGGUUAAAAAUUGCCCUCGUGACUGUUGGGAUGAAUGGAUGGUUGGGUUGUUAGAACCUGUAUUUAGCUACUGUGAAGAGAUCUUAUAUUAUGCAUGGUUCACUUUUCUUCAUGGGGGCAGGGCUAUUGUUCGACCUUAUCUUGGUAAUCCCAGUGGACCAGAAGAAAUAGUCAGCCAAUAUGAAAAGGAGAUAUUGCUCAAAUUUACUCGUUCUAUAUCUGAUCUGCUUGGGGUUUUAGCAUCAGAAAGACUAAAUAGUGGUCUUUCACUUUUGAGUUAUCGAUUGAAAACUAGCACAAUGGCUGAUAUACAAGACUUAAAGUCCAUAUCUUCCAACUCCAUUAUUGGGUAUCUUUUACUCCAUAACUGCUUUCGGAGGUUAAGUAUGUACUUGUUUGGGUGUUUGGCGGAUUAUCAAGCAGCAGAGAAUGCAUUGCCGUUUUGCUAUUCUUUAAUUCAUAUUGCAAAGGCUACUAAUAAUGAGAGACUGAACCAGUUUGUUCUUGAUGAAAUGCUUCCAACUAUUAUACUGCUGCUUGGUGUCGAUGUCAAGAGUGCAAUCUCACAGCUGAGUUCCUCACUAAAUUCAACCACACAAGAAGUUGCUAGGAAUAAUGUUACUUGUCUUUGUCGGGAAAUCUAUGAAGUGUACAUGGAUAAUCAGGUUAUUUCGGGUGAAGGGUUGUCUGAUCACUUUAAAGACUGGUUAGCUAAGGAAUUGGAAUAUAUUCGUAUGCGUGCUUCUCAUGCUGUGCCAGAGGAUUUCCCAAAGGAUGAUGUGUGGAAUUGGGAGCUUAAUGAAGAAUUCGAAAGAUACCUUCCUACCUACAUGAAAAUGCUGGAAGAAGUGGAUGCAAUGGAUGACUGCUUGGAGGAUGAUUAUUUGGAUGAAGAGAUUCUUUUUGAGAAACUGAGACCUGAAUUUAAGUCAGGGUAUGGCAUUGACAGCUGUAGGCAUCCUUAUCUGUACACCAUGACUUGUAUGUUCCAGCGAAAGAUUCCCGUUGUAUGCUCUCAGAAGCAUAUCAAAUUUCUCUCUCAAUGUUUGAACCGACUUAUUACACUUAAACCAUAUGUUAAGCGUACUGAUUCUUUGGGUAGCAUUUUGAAGCGUCUUCGGGAAAUCCGUGAACCACAGUAUGACAUGUGGCAAAGUGAUCCAGCAAGUGCAGUUAAUAUUUUUCGUGGUUCAAUAUUGUAUUAUUGGGAACCUCAGUUUCAUCCUUUGAUACGUGAGGGUCACAAGAAACUACUGAAAACAAUAGCUUGUCAAUUAGCCUUAGCGGAUGAUAGUGUACCGUUUAAGCCACUGGAACCGCACCCGGGUGAUUUCUUGGAGCAUUUGCGGCCUUAUGCUUGUAUGUAUAUUAAGAGAAAGAAGAAGGAAUUUGAGUAUUCUAGGAUUGAAGGACAAGUAGGCUUGCAUGAAGAGUUUGACAAUUAUUUGGCUACAGGCAAACUGGAUCAUCGUAUAAAUGAGUUCAGUUGUCCUAAGGUAGAGGAUGACUUUGAAUUUGCUGCCAAUGACUCGGUGAACAUUCGGUUUAGUAAACUGAACCGUGAUCUCAUAGCAAUGUCCUUUGAGCGAAGGGCUAAGUUCGUUGAAUGGGAAGAUCAAAUGUCCUUAUACUCCAAGUGCUUAGCAUCUGUCCUGGAAAAUGAUGAGAUGAAAGUUGAACUUGGAAAUUUGAUGAAGAUGCUGAAGGAAGCAGGCUUUUUCAAUGUUGAUGAUGAUAGAGAGGAUUGGGAUAAUAAAUUCUUUUCAGAGUCAAUAGAUCAAUUCAACAAAAUGGUCUUCCCUGGGCAGUGUGUUGACAAAUGUCUUGUCAUCCGAGGAAUAAUGGAUUAUGAAAAAAUCUCUCAUAUGAUGGAUGUAGACUGGCAAGAUGCUUUUAAAAUGGUUGUUAGUAAUAGAAAUAAGCUUUGGAAGGAAAAUCUCCGACAGUUUUGGAUGACCACAAGACAUUAUAAACAUGACUACUACGACAUACUUGCACAACCACUUCAACAGGUGUUUCUAAAAGGUGGAGUGCCGAAACCAAGGUAUGGUCGAGAGUCACUAUCUCCUGGCGUUUUGCUCCCCAACUGACGGACUAGUUCAUCACGUUUCAGCAUCAAGACCUUAUCUAAGUACAUUCUUCUGAGUAGAGCAAUUGUAUGAUGUAAUCUUGCUUUUUGUUUUUUUGGGUAAAUCAUUCAAGCGACUUCCGGACAACAGUACCUUCAAACUAUUCUGCUCAUGCAAUUGCUGCUCUUGUGCUAACUGAUGUAGACCACACAAGUUGAACCCGGUAGUAUUGACCUACUGUAACUUCCAAUCUUGGUGAAUUUGCCAGACCUUAGUAUGGCCCUGUUUAGCACAGAACAAAAUUUUCUUUUAAGGGCAGCUUCAGUGGUGGUUCGACUGGUGCAGUUCACGCAAGUCGAACACUUCGACUUCGAUUCAAUAGCGGCAAUGUUGAAAUCGAUUGGUGGGGCCCAGUCUGCAAGUAAAACUAGCAAAAGGACAGCGCGUUUCUCUC